Messenger RNA from Leptopilina heterotoma, 522 nucleotides. Its product is annotated as histone H2B-like. Gene Ontology annotation, cellular component: nucleosome. The transcript has a single exon. Gene Ontology annotation, molecular function: structural constituent of chromatin; protein heterodimerization activity; DNA binding. NCBI's taxonomy places the organism in Eukaryota, Metazoa, Arthropoda, Insecta, Hymenoptera, Figitidae. Bases 95 to 469 code for a protein of 124 amino acids. The record is from RefSeq and is a predicted model, not a curated record.
CAAAAAGUUUGGAAUCAUUCGUUUUCUGUGUCUUAUCGCGAGAGCACGCGAGAGUGUUACCUGAAACAAAAACAAAAUUUUCUCAAAUUGAAAAAUGGCUUCUAAAACAAGUGGAAAAGCAGAGAAGAAGUCUGGUAAGGCUCAGAAGAGUAUUUCCAAAUCUGACAAGAAGGUGAGGCGUAAGAAGAGGAAGGAGAGCUACGCAAUGUACAUUUACAAAGUUUUGAAACAAGUGCAUCCCGACACUGGAGUUUCCAGUAAGGCAAUGACUAUCAUGAACAGUUUCGUUAAUGAUAUUUUCGAGAGAAUUGCUGCUGAGUCUUCACGUUUGGCGCACUACAAUAAGAGAUCAACUAUUACAUCUCGGGAAAUUCAAACAGCAGUGAGACUUCUUCUUCCUGGUGAACUUGCGAAACACGCCGUUUCCGAAGGUACAAAAGCCGUGACAAAAUACACCAGCUCCAAAUAAAUUGAGAAAAAAAAUCUUUUGGAAACAUAUCAAUCGGCCCUUUUCAGGGCCAA